AUGGUGCUAAGACAGGCAAUGCUCACUGACAAUGUCGUCUACGAUGCCGGUAAAGCGCCUGGAAGUGUACCACGUCCACUGUCCGACUUUGGAAAUUAUCAUGCAUACAACGGACUCCGGACUAGGUUUCUGGUUAGAAAUCCAAAUAAAAAGCAGGACAGAUUACCUCGAUUUGAUAGAAUUACUGCUGAUUGUACGGGCAAUGUGAAUCGAAUUGAAUUUUCUGAACUUGGAAUUGGCAUGCGAGUUCGUGGGCAACAACGCCUCAGUAAGAGGCUAGCUUCAAUCAAAACUGCAGCCAAAGUUACUGCUGGCUUGAUCUCAACCGGUUGGCCUGCUGUAGGUAUGAAAUAUGAAAAGCCGUAG
Messenger RNA from Protopolystoma xenopodis, 366 nucleotides. The record is from the annotation of a GenBank genome assembly. Lineage: Eukaryota; Metazoa; Platyhelminthes; Monogenea; Polystomatidea; Polystomatidae.